Molecule: messenger RNA, 1839 nt
Organism: Papilio machaon (common yellow swallowtail)
Lineage: Eukaryota; Metazoa; Arthropoda; Insecta; Lepidoptera; Papilionidae
Gene: calypso
Product: ubiquitin carboxyl-terminal hydrolase calypso
Exons: 8
Coding region: 109-1629 (506 amino acids)
Biological process (GO): protein deubiquitination; ubiquitin-dependent protein catabolic process
Cellular component (GO): cytoplasm
Molecular function (GO): cysteine-type deubiquitinase activity
Source: RefSeq, a predicted model, not a curated record
CAAACAAACCUUUUUUCAGAUCUCUAUUAUCUAAAUACAAUCGUUAAAAUAUCAAAAUUAGUAACUUUUAAGCAAAACAUUUUCUAGAAAGUAAAGUAAACCACAUUUAUGAAAAAUAUGCCGGUUGAAUUAAAUAGUUUAACUGAAGGAUGGCUCGAAUUAGAAAGUGAUCCUGGACUGUUUACUUUGCUAUUGGAAGAUUUUGGCGUAAAAGGAGUUCAAGUGGAAGAAAUUUAUGACUUACAUAAGCCUUUGGAAAGUCCUGUGUAUGGAUUUAUCUUUUUAUUCAGAUGGAUAGAAGAAAGGCGUUCGCGUCGAAAAUUUGUCGAACAAAUAGAAAGCUUCGUACGUGAUGAGGAGACUAUCAAUAAUAUAUUUUUUGCACAACAGAUGGUCCCGAACAGUUGCGCGACUCAUGCGCUUCUUUCUAUUUUAUUAAACUGUCCUAAUCUUCACUUAGGAGAAACCCUAAGUAGACUAAAGCAUCAUACAUUAGGUAUGAAUCCAGAAAAUAAAGGUUGGGCGAUAGGCAACACUCCUGAGUUAGCUUGUGCACAUAACUCUCAUGCCAUCCCACAAGCAAGGAAAAAGGCUGAUAAAAAUGCUGGGGUAUCCACUGGACGAUUUACAGGUGAGGCUUACCAUUUUGUGAGCUUUGUACCAAUCAAUGGUCAUCUGUUUGAGUUGGAUGGGCUGAAGCCAUAUCCCACAGACCACGGACCCUGGGCGGGUGAUGAGGACUGGACUGAUAAAUUUCGAAGGGUAAUGGCAGAGAGACUUGGUAGAGAUGCUGGUGAGCAGGUGCAUGAUAUCAGAUUCAACUUAAUGGCUGUUGUUCCGGAUAGACGAAUAGCUCUGACACAGAAGUUGCAAUCACUUGAAAUGAACCAGAAAAGGGUAAAGGAAGCUAUUUCAAAGAUAAGCAAACAUUUGCGACAUAUGUUGAGCAAAAACAGAGAGUUGAACGAAGAUACAGCAUCUCAAGUGAGCAGUGAUAGCUUGAUAGAUACAAUACAGAUUACAGAGGAGGCAAUACUAAAUGCCAUUGAAUCAUCACAGGCUCAAACAUUUGACAUUGACUACACACAUCCCAUCACUAUUGAAAUUGGAGCUUCAGAUAGACCACAGCAGGAUAAUAGCUUGGCAUUAGUUGAUCCAGUAGAACAAGGGGACACUGUUAAGUUUGUAACUUUAAACAGAGAGUGUCAGAUCUUGGAUGAUAUUUAUCCAACGUCAACGUCAGCGCUGGUACGAAGUAAUGACAUGGCAGUACUAGUGUAUUGUGAAGGCGCAGCGGCCGAGCAACCUUUCCGGCUCAAGAAGUUGUUGCUGACCCAGCCCGAGCUCGCAUUGCUCAUGGCCAACAUCGUCGCUGAAGUGCAAGCGUGUCAGCAGGCUCUUAAUGAUGAAAAUGACAAGCGAGAUAUGUAUAAGGUGGACGACUGUCGGCGUACGCACAACUACGACGAGUUCAUCUGCACAUUCCUGUCAAUGUUGGCGGAGCGCGGAGCCCUAGCCGAGCUGGUGGCGGCGCAGCUGGAGCGCGGCCGCAGCACCCGUACGCGGCGACGUCGUCCGCGACCUCGCCCCCGAGCUAGGCCUAGACCACGUCCACGGGGACGCAAGUGACAUUUAGUGCAAUGAUAGUGCCAGUUAUAUAAGUGAUGUGUGCAGUGUGAAGACAUUCUGAAUAGUGUCACAACACAAGUGAGUACGCUUUCCGAAUUUUUCUCUGUAAAAUUUUGUCAUAUUUUGUUUGCGUGACAUAUUUCUAUUGCUUAAUCCUUAUUUAUUAUAAUUUGAGUAAUGAAAAUGUUUUAAACUAUGAUAUGUAACGAA